GUAGCCCAACGCAAAAAGACCGUAUUGUUGUCGAGAUAAAGAUGGCAAAUCAGAGGAAAGGAAAGGAAAGGAAAGGAAAGUCUAGCCCUAAUUUUCGAUCAUGCAGGCAAAUCUUAGAUCCGUGCUUGCUCAGAUAAGUCGGGGAGGGAGAGAUGUUGGGUCUCACCGUAGUUUCCGUUCAUACCUUGGAAACAGUGAGACUAAGGGAGGCAGAAGAAGAUUUGUCACCGGCGGCGGUUCGCAGAUUAAUGAGAAGCUUUAUUGGUUUGGCAGAUAUAUGACCUAUGGAUAUUGUGCUGUCACUAGUUGGGCAAUUAUCCAGAUGUUUGAACACCGUCGAACGAUCGAAAUAGAUUUGGCUGAAAGACGUGGCUCGAAACCAAAGACGAGCUUCCGUGAUGUCCUUCGUUGGUUCGGUGCUUGAUCCUGUGAACAAUUAAUAUUCUGUUUGAUGCUUGUUGUGUUUAGUUCGUUUUAUGCUGUGUAAACAAAACAAAAAAAUCAUAAUCUAUGGGCAUUACGUUGUAUUUAAUAUUGUUCGUUCGGACUUUUAUGUCUACUGUUUGUUCGAGUUGUAUUUAAUAUUAUUCGUUCGUUGCAUU
Messenger RNA from Brassica oleracea var. oleracea, 602 nucleotides. RefSeq lists its product as uncharacterized. The transcript is spliced from 4 exons. Bases 101 to 424 code for a protein of 107 amino acids. The record is from RefSeq and is a predicted model, not a curated record. NCBI's taxonomy places the organism in Eukaryota, Viridiplantae, Streptophyta, Magnoliopsida, Brassicales, Brassicaceae.